Messenger RNA from Zeugodacus cucurbitae (melon fly), 1307 nucleotides. RefSeq lists its product as uncharacterized. The record is from RefSeq and is a predicted model, not a curated record. The transcript has 6 exons. Bases 242 to 1138 code for a protein of 298 amino acids. NCBI's taxonomy places the organism in Eukaryota, Metazoa, Arthropoda, Insecta, Diptera, Tephritidae.
GCAAUGUGAAAAAUAUUUUCGAAGUGAGCGGUUGGUUUGAUCGUGAUCGUAUAAAAGUUAUAAGACUGCAUACCCUUUUUUAUAAAUUGUGAAUUAAAUAAAAAAUAUUGACAAUUUAAAGACAGUGUCAACAGUGUUUUGGAGAAAGUAUAGCAAAUUAAAAAAAAAAAUAGUGUGCAUAAGGCGCAAUUAAAUUAUCAAAAAUUUCAAAAACGAGCAGAAGUUGUGCACAAAAGUGAAUAUGUCAGACAACAACAGUGACACCUCCGCCCAACAACAACAGCGCGCAAAUGGCACAGAACGCUCCCCAUCGACUGAGGAGAAGGAAAUCCCACGCGAACCAGCUCUAGUACAUAAAGACAUCAAUAUAAAGACUGAAUUGGAAUGCCUCGUCAGGUUGCUCGAUGGCAAAAUCUACAAAGAUGAAGAGACUGCUAUGGAGGAAUUGCAUCAGUAUCUGAUCGAAGAUGAGGGCUCUUGGGUAUUAGGCGAUAAUUUCCUCGUUUUCGUGCAACGGGUUUUGCGUGAAGAUAACUUUUCACCCGACACACGUGUGCAUUUAAUACGUACAUUGGCUUACGCUGCACUGAAGGAUGAUGUCAUCAUUAUAUUGCAUCAAGAUCGACGCGAUCAUUCGCUCAUGAAUUAUGCACAAGACAUUGAGAAGCAUACACCCGAAGAGCAACAAGCGUGGGCGAUGUUUAUGUGUAAUCUCUUUGAGAAUAUUGGACCCUCCGAAUGGUUGCUUUAUAUCUCCGAGUGGGAUUAUUUAGGUCAAACAAUAUCAAAUAUACGCGUCACAACCAAAGUGGCGGUGCAUUGUAUACUCUCUAAUUGUCCACAAUUGAAGAACAGUGGUUCGAUGAUGCUCUACAACAUUGCUAUAAAGGAGGUGAAGACAGUGGUCUUUGAUGAUAUCGCUGUGGAACUGGCUAUGGCCAUUCUGCAAUUCUUUCAAAGCAAUCCAGUGGAGGAACAAGCUUUCCGCACGCUUAAAGCACUGGCGCGUUUCCUCGAGGUAUCCGCUGAUGUUGCUGCCAUCAUACAGAUGAUCGGUCCACAUCCUAAACAAUUUGCCGGCAUGAGCGAACGUGUCGAUGAGCUGGUGAAUAAAAUUAGCCGCAAGGUGCCCGCUUAAAGUAUAUGAGCACUUGCCACUGCAGUUCAAUGAUGUUUAAAACACAUUUAUUUCUUAUUUUUUUUUUAAUAAUUUAUUAUGCGUUCAAAAAACUUUAUUGCCAUAAGCACUUUUUCUAAAGUAAUACAAGCGAUUUUUAUAAUAAAACCAUUAUUAAGAAAACAUAAAA